Molecule: messenger RNA, 5048 nt
Organism: Eubalaena glacialis (North Atlantic right whale)
Lineage: Eukaryota; Metazoa; Chordata; Mammalia; Artiodactyla; Balaenidae
Product: formin-2-like
Biological process (GO): intracellular transport
Cellular component (GO): endoplasmic reticulum membrane; nucleus; cytoplasm
Source: RefSeq, a predicted model, not a curated record
GCGCGGCAGGUGCGCGGCCGGCCUCCCUCUUCUCAGCAGCUCGCUCGUCGCCCGAAUCCUCGGGAUCCCAGCGCGGCCGGGUCGAGGAGCUGGCAUGGCCUGAGCGCCCGCGGCGACGGCGGCGGCGGCAGCAGCAUGGGGAACCAGGACGCGAAGCCGAAGAGGAGUGCGGGCGAUGCACCGCACGGAGGCGGCGGCGGCGGCAGCGGCAGCGAGGACGCCGCCGGGCCCCGCGAGGCCGAGGGCACAAAGAAGGCGGGCGGGGGCAAGAAGGCGCCGGGCCGGCACGGCAAGGGGGGCGGCGGUGGGGAGCCGGGCAGGAAGAAGAGCCGGUCGGAUCCCAGGGCCUCGGUCUUUUCCAACCUGCGCAUCCGGAAGACCCUGUCCAAGGGCAGAGGUGCUGGCGGCUCCCGUGAGGAUGUGCUGGACCCCCAGGCCCUGCAAGCCGGCGAGCUGGACAGCGCCCACUCCCUGGUCACCAAAACCCCGGACCUCAGCCUCUCGGCCGACGAGACGGGCCUGUCCGAUACGGAGUGUGCCGACCCUUCCGAGGUGACGCGGCCCCGGGGUCCUGGCUCCGCCGGGGUCGGGGGCCCGGCGGUGGCCGAGGAUUCGGAGACUGCGGCGGGGGUGCAGGAUGGACAAAGGACCAGCUCGGGCUCAGACACAGACCUCUACAGCUUUCACUCGGCCGCGGAGCAGGAGGACUUGCUCUCGGACAUCCAGCAGGCGAUCCGCCUCCAGCAGAUGCAGCAGCAGCAGCAGUCCCCGAGCCCCGAGUCGCCCCCGGCGUCGCCCCCCUCCGCCGCCCCCCCGCCCGGGGCCCUGCCGGGCCUGGACCGACCCCUGCCGGGCCCAGGCGCCGAGGCGGCGCCGUCCGCGCGCCCCGACCAGCCCCCGGCUGCAGACCAGCCCGCGGCCGCCGCCUUGCCGUCUCCCGGGUCGGCUCCCGGCGAGCGAGGGGCCGCGGACACGGACGAGGAAGGCGAGGAGGACGCUUUCGAGGACGCGCCUCGAGGCUCUCCGGGGGCGGAGUGCGGCCCGGCGGCUGCAGAGGCCCCGCGCAGGCCGGGGGCGACGCGCGAGGAGGGCUCGCCGAGGCCCAGCGUCCCCGCGGCCGCCUCCCCGCCCUGCAGCCCGGCGCUCAGCCCGCGCUGCUCCCGGGCCCGCCCGCUCCUGGCGCCCUGCUACGUCAGGACCACCACCCGGCAGCUCAGCUCGCCCGGGCCCUCCCCGGCCCCGUCCCCCAGCCACAGCCCCCGGGUCCAGAGACGGCCGGAGUCCUCCCUGGACCGGGGGUCCGGAGCCGCCGCGGCCCCCGCCGCCGCCGCCGCCCCGGCCAGGAAGCCCCGCGCGGGCCGCAGCCGCUCGGCCGACUGGACCGCGGAGCUGGGCCGCGCGCCCGGGGCGGGGGUCUCGGCGCACCUGGCGCAGCGCGGGGCGGGCGGUCUUCAGGACGUGUUCGCAGGGCGAACUCUGCUGGAGAAGCUGUUCAGCCAGCAGGAGAACGGGCCUCCAGAAGAAGCAGAGAAGUUCUGCUCGCGGAUCAUUGCCAUGGGACUCCUUCUUCCGUUCAGUGACUGCUUCAGGGAGCCGUGUGGUCAGAAUGCCCAGUCCAGCUCAGCUCCGUUUGAUCAAGAUCAACUUUACACCUGGGCUGCAGUUAGUCAACCUACACACUCACUGGAUUAUAUAGAAGGGCAGUUUCCCAGGAGAGUCCCAGCUGCUUGGCCACCAUCUAAACCUCCUGACGAAGAACACAGGCCCAAGGAUGCUGACACAGAGUCUCAAUCUGCUGUUUUAGAAACUCCGAAAAAAGGUUCAGAUGCUGCUCAGCAGGAAGUUUGUGACAUGAAAUCUGAGGGUCAGGCCACUGUCAUUCAGCAGCUGGAGCAGACCAUUGAGGAUCUGAGGACCAAAAUAGCUGAGCUAGAGAAGCAGUACCCAGCCACAGACAUGGAGGCGGCCGCCUCCGGAGACGCGUGUCUGCGAGCUCUCAGGUUGGGAGAAAAGGAUGUAGUGCCUCAAAGGAUUUUACAGGCAAAGUCAAUCCAGACGUCCCCGACAGAGGAGGGUGGGACGCUGACUCGUCCUCCCACGGGCGCCCUGCCUGAGGCCGCGAAUGGAGACUCAACCGGGCCGUCCUCACCUCCCGGACCUCAGACCAAAUUCUGUGCAGAGAUUUCUUUGGUCGUGUCUCCAAGGCGAAUAUCAGUUCAGCUCGAUGCACAUCCAUCCCUGCAGGCUCCACCACCCACGUCGCUGCCCUGGUCUGAUGGUCAAGGACAGGCGAGCUCACAGCCUUCCCAUCCUUCUUUUCACACGGAGUUUGAAACCAGCCACGAGCACUCUGCUUUCCCCUCCUCUGAAAACAGCCGUGACAUCCCCACUGCGCUGCCUCUGUCUCCCACGUUCUCCCACCAGAUGCCUGGUCUGGGUACCGUGGCUCCUCCACGGCCCCCGCCCCAUGUCGCGCCUGAGCCUGCACUGCCCAGCCCACCGUGCCCCUCACCUCCUCCUCUGCCUGGUCCAGAGAUGCUGCAACACCCUCCCCUACCUUUGCCUGGUGAGGGAAUUCCUCCCGCCCCCCCUCUUCCCGCAGUGGGAAUUCCUCCCGCCCCCCCUCUUCCUGGCGUGGGAAUUCCUCCCGCCCCCCCUCUUCCCGCAGUGGGAAUUCCUCCCGCCCCCCCUCUUCCCACAGUGGGAAUUCCUCCCGCCCCCCCUCUUCCCACAGUGGGAAUUCCUCCCGCCCCCCCUCUUCCCACAGUGGGAAUUCCUCCCGCCCCCCCUCUUCCCACAGUAGGAAUUCCUCCCGCCCCCCCUCUUCCUGGCGUGGGAAUUCCUCCCGCCCCCCCUCUUCCCACGGUGGGAAUUCCUCCCGCCCCCCCUCUUCCCGGGGUAGGAAUUCCUCCCGCCCCACCUCUUCCCGGGGUGGGAAUUCCUCCCACCCCCCCUCUUCCUGCAGUAGGAAUUCCUCCCGCCCCUCCUCUUCCCGGCAUGGGAAUUCCUCCCGCCCCCGCUCUUCCCGGGGUAGGAAUUCCUCCCGCCCCACCUCUUCCCGGGGUGGGAAUUCCUCCCGCCCCACCUCUUCCCGGGGUGGGAAUUCCUCCCGCCCCCCCUCUUCCCGGGGUGGGAAUUCCUCCCGCCCCCCCUCUUCCCAGCGUGGGAAUUCCUCCCGCCCCCCCUCUUCCCAGUGAAGGAAUUCCUCCUGCUCCCCCUCUUCCCAGUGAAGGAAUUCCUCCCGCUCCCCCUCUUCCCAGUGAAGGAAUUCCUCCCGCCCCUCCUCCUCCUUUGCCAGGUGUGAGGGUUCCGCCUCCUCUAGCCCCUCCCCCUCCUCCCCCUCCUGGAACAGGUGUCCCCCCACCCCCCCCACCCCCUCUGCUUCCUGGAUCCGGCCUUCCUCUCCCACCACAAGCUGGGAGUACCACUUCACCAACACUGCAGGCAUGUGGAUUUCUUCCUCCACCGUUGCCAGCUGGCUUGUUUGGAUUCGGGUUGAACCAGGACAGAGGCAGCAGGAAGCAGCCAAUAGAGCCUUGUCGGCCGAUGAAGCCUCUGUAUUGGACGAGAAUUCAACUGCACAGUAAAAGAGACUCCAGUACUUCACUUAUUUGGGAAAAAAUUGAAGAGCCAUCCAUAGAUUGUCAUGAAUUUGAGGAAUUAUUUUCUAAAACUACUGUAAAGGAAAGGAAGAAACCAAUUUCUGACACCAUCACAAAGACCAAGGCUAAACAAGUUGUCAAGUUACUAAGCAACAAAAGGUCACAAGCAGUUGGAAUAUUGAUGUCUAGCCUUCACUUAGAUAUGAAAGAUAUACAACAUGCUGUGGUGAACUUGGACAAUUCUGUGGUUGACCUGGAGACCCUUCAAGCUCUCUAUGAGAAUAGAGCACAGUCAGAUGAACUGGAAAAAAUUGAAAAACACGGCCGGUCCUCCAAAGACAAGGAAAACACCAAGUCUCUGGACAAACCUGAGCAGUUCCUUUAUGAACUGUCACUAAUCCCCAACUUUUCAGAGCGAGUCUUUUGCAUCCUGUUUCAGUCCACAUUUUCAGAAAGCAUUUGCUCAAUUCGGCGCAAACUGGAGCUGCUACAGAAGUUGUGUGAGACAUUAAAAAAUGGCUCAGGGGUCAUGCAGGUUUUGGGUUUGGUUCUUGCCUUUGGCAACUACAUGAAUGGUGGAAAUAAGACUCGGGGACAGGCAGACGGUUUCGGGUUGGACAUCCUCCCAAAGCUGAAAGACGUCAAAAGCAGUGACAAUAGCAGAAGCCUUUUGUCAUAUAUCGUGUCCUAUUAUCUUCGCAAUUUCGAUGAGGAUGCUGGGAAGGAACAGUGUGUGUUUCCACUGCCGGAACCCCAGGACCUCUUUCAGGCCUCGCAGAUGAAGUUUGAAGAUUUUCAAAAAGACCUCAGAAAACUCAAGAAAGACCUGAGAGCCUGUGAGGUUGAAGCGGGGAAAGUGUACCAGGUGUCCUCAAAAGAGCACAUCCAGCCAUUCAAAGAAAACAUGGAACAAUUUAUUAUUCAAGCUAAAAUUGACCAAGAAGCGGAGGAGAACUCACUGACAGAGACUCAUAAAUGCUUUUUGGAGACUACAGCCUAUUUCUUCAUGAGACCAAAAAUUGGAGAGAAGGAGGUGUCCCCAAAUGUUUUCUUCAGUAUCUGGCAUGAAUUCAGCUCCGACUUUAAAGACUUUUGGAAGAAAGAAAACAAACUUAUUCUACAAGAGAGAGUAAAAGAAGCUGAAGAGGUGUGUAGGCAGAAAAAGGGAAAAUCACUUUAUAAAAUAAAACCAAGACAUGACUCUGGAAUUAAAGCGAAAAUAAGCAUGAAAACCUGAACAACGAAAAGCAGAACGAAAAUGAGUCCCUGCAGCCACUUCCACAGAAUUCAGCCGACCUGAGGGCAGGAAGGAAACUCAUCAUUUUGAUCACUUUUCUUCUUGGCCUCUUGCAUAAUCUCUGUGUUUUCCAGACAGUUCACUGAUUGUUGAAUUCUACUGUAUAUUAAAAAAAAAAAAAAAAGCAAAAGCAGUAGGCCAGUGGAGAA